UGACGUCAGUGGCUAUCUGAGCACAGUUGUGUUGCCAGGAACUGGGGAGUAAAGGAGGAAACCUGAGGGAUGAGAGAUUGCCACAAAACAACAGGAAUCAUAUUGGAUAGAUAUUCCACCGCUUAGCUAUGGCUACAAAAACAGAACAGUGAGAUCGGACGUUUGUUUUUUCUGACAUGUUGGUUGACGGAUGUACAGCGAGAUAGCUAUCUGGUCCUGAAUUCGCUCAUCGAAGUUUUGGCUGAAGAAGUUUAACGUUACAGCGGUACGGCUAGCCAUUAACGUUAUCACCUGGCUGUCUUCUACCACUUGACACAGCCCUAAACAACAAAGACAGAAAACAUGGUGUCCUGGAUGAUUUCGAGAAGCGUUGUGCUGCUUUUUGGGACUCUGUAUCCUGCAUACUACUCUUACAAAGCUGUCAAGACAAAAAAUGUCAAGGAAUAUGUGCGAUGGAUGAUGUACUGGAUUGUGUUUGCCCUCUACACUGUGGUGGAGACCAUCACCGACCUGACACUGGCAUGGUUUCCUCUGUACUACGAGCUGAAGAUAGCCUUUGUGAUCUGGCUUCUGUCCCCCUACACCAGAGGAGCAAGUCUUAUUUACAGGAAGUGUCUGCACCCUCUGCUGUCCUCUAGAGAGAGGGAAAUAGAUGAGUAUAUUGUGCAUGCCAAAGAGAGGAGCUACGAGACCAUGGUCAACUUUGGCAAGCAGGGAUUGAGCAUUGCAGCCACCGCCGCUGUCACUGCAGCUGUCAAGGGUCAGGGUGCCAUCACAGAGAAGCUGCGUAGCCUGAGUAUGCACGACCUCACACAGAUAACCCAGCAAGAUGACGGCGCAGGGAACCAGCUCUACGAGUACAGCUCCCGCUCAGCCAACCCUGCCGUCAGGAGAUCUCAGAGCACUGACGCUGGCGACAGAGCAGACUACUACUAUGACCAGGAGGAGAGGACUGAUGAAGAGGCGGAGCCAACCUUCUCUGAAGAUGAGGCAGUAACUCAGAAAGGACUGAGGCGAUCGCAGAGUGUCAAGAUCUCACGAUCCAGAGUCCGUAAAGAUGCGCGUUAUGGAUCCCUGAAGAUUAAAGGCAAGAAGAGACCAGCGCUGAGCUCUGUUAACUAUGCAACAUGAAAAGAAUGCUGCAGAAAAACACACACACACACACACACACACAGCAGAGCAAUCUGCUGAUCGGUGGAUGGGAUUCCAGCUUUUUAGAGCCUGAACUCUUAUGUCUCUUUGAUGAUGAGCUUUCUUCUGGCAUAUUUAUUACUUAAUUCAUCCCGAACCAGUGACUCUUUGAGAACCUACACUCUGAGAACUUUGAUGUUUUUCUUUGGGUUGAUUUUUGCAUGAACUUGUGUGUGUUUCAUCUAUUGUUUGUUAGAAUUGUAGUUUAGGUGUAGGUGUUAUGUGUAGUCUUUUAGAUUUUACAUCUGCUGGCUUCAGUCUCUUAGUUGAAUUUAGCCUCUUUCUAAUAAGGCAUCCUUUUAAAAAAAAAAAGUUCAUAAACUGAAAUGAAUGGCUUAACUAAUAGUUAAAUCAUUCACUAAUGCUUUAUAUCAUGGUUCUAAGCAAUUAAUAAGAACAAGUUUGGGUUACUGGGGUGUGAAUCCUCCAACACUUGCUUUGUCUUUUAGGCUCUUUAAUCUGUCUGGGAGACUCUCCCAAUAUCUGCACCAAAACAGGUUUUAUUGUUUAACAGCUGUUGAGUAUUAGUAAGUGAGACCUUAUUAAAGCGGCAUUCAUUUACAUUUCAGCCACUUGGUGCAGCACAACAAGCUAUGAACACAAAAUGAUCCCUCUUUUAUAAAGUUGUUGUGGCGAACAUGUUGGAAAACACUUAUACAUAUAUACUUAUACACACAGAAUAUUGGUCCAAUAUUCACCCUCCUUUUAGCUCACAUUACAUAUCAUCUGCUAAUGCAAACAAUUAUGCAGCAUUCUUCCUCUUGCAAACAAAUUUAAUUUACAAUCAAUAAAGUACAUCUUUGAUCAGUUCAAUACACUCUGGGGUUUUGCUGCUACAGCAUUACUUCGUCUAACAGUGAUUAAUGUUGGCUAAUGUUAGCAAAAUGCAGGGCUAUGUGUUUGCACCAACUCUGCAUUUCCCCUCAGCUCUACAGAGGGCUUUUUGCGGCGUUUAGCUCAUUGUUUUGGCCCACAACUUUACUGUGUUGGUUCCCUCUCACUGCUCUCGUAGUGCAGGCAUCUGUUUUCAGUGGGACAAGCUUUAAACCCCACUGUACACUACCUUCUCUGCACCAAGCAGCAGACAGUUAGCAACUAGCUGGUGAGGAAAGUGAAUAUUGGACUUUAUCAGCUUUAAAAUACUUACUACAUUGUUUUUAAAUGCAACCAUGAUACAGAGAUAGAGAUUUUUUUUAACAACCUAGCAAUUCCAAAGUUUUUUAGAUUAAUGGCUCAUAAGUGACCUAUUAAACUAUUGUAUUCAGUAUUCAGUACGCUAUUAGUUUCAGCUUAAAAACCCUUUUAUAAAGAGUAUUGUAUUAAAACGUUGCUUCGCUGCCUUUCAGGUAUUUUAUCUGACACUAGUGUUGGAGUCCAUUAACUUCCGGGAGGCUCAGUAUACUAAUGGAGACUAGUUCUUACCCUGAGGGACAUGUUCUGUAGGUUCAAACACAUGCAACAUUCCCUGUCACAGUGGUGACAGUAUGAGAGCUCUGAUUCGCAGCAGGAUACCAGCAACUCUGACAUAAACGUUUGGACUUUAGUAGAGUAGAGUUGAAUGAAUCCGAGGAGAAACACACUUGAACACCAGCAGAUGAACACUAUCCGUUAUUCCUGUCAGAGGAGGGAGACUGAACACCAAUGAAGAGAAGGAAAGGGAAGAGAAAACCAAAGGAAACAAAGUGAUUCUUCCAGGUUUCUCUGUGCAAAUGUCAGCCUUUAUAAAGGCCCAGAACUCCCACUGACUGUUAAUGAUGAUUUCUUAUUUUCCUGCUUUUUACUCAUGUAUUUUUAUAUGGCUGUGUGUCCUGAUCACACCCCUGGUUGUACAUUUCUCGCUGUAUUUCUUAGUAUCAGUGAAGAUUAGCUUUUUAAAUGUUUUUUUUUUGUGUGUGUGUGUGUGUGUGUUACCUUUAGAUCAAAAGGAGUCUUUUGUAUGUUGUUAACCACCUGUUUUUGCACAUAGACCUAAACCCAAACCUUUUUAUCAAUGCUGUUGUUGCUUGUCAUCUCAUUUUACAAUGUACUUUCGCUGUGGGAGGAUGCAGCGCACAAAUGAGCUUAGCCAUUCUUGAUGAUGAAUGCUAAUACUAACGACCUCUCAUGACAUCCUAAAGUUUGGCUUGUUUUUGUGCUCUGGUAGUGCAGUUAGAGCGACGCUGCUGUAGCUGAAGUUCCUUCUACAGUUGCUGUUUAGAUUAGAGAUAGAACAGUCUGUUUCUGUGUCUGUGUUCUUGUGAUUCAGGGGUACGUCUGGCUGAAGCAAAAUUACUUCAACUAUUAAACUGGCCUAGUGGUAUUCCUAGAAACGAUGAAAUACUAGUCCCACAUUGCCAGAGCUAUGUCCACAGCACUGUGGAGUAAGGUCUGGCUACACCACAUACAUUCUAGGAUAGGA
Sander lucioperca (pikeperch) is the source of this 3589-nucleotide messenger RNA. It is a transcript of the gene reep3b, whose product is annotated as receptor accessory protein 3b. The transcript is spliced from 9 exons. Gene Ontology annotation, molecular function: microtubule binding. Gene Ontology annotation, cellular component: endoplasmic reticulum tubular network; cytoplasmic microtubule; endoplasmic reticulum membrane. Gene Ontology annotation, biological process: endoplasmic reticulum tubular network organization. The record is from RefSeq and is a predicted model, not a curated record. Lineage: Eukaryota; Metazoa; Chordata; Actinopteri; Perciformes; Percidae. The coding region runs from base 343 to 1131 and encodes 262 amino acids.